Pieris macdunnoughi is the source of this 432-nucleotide messenger RNA. The record is from the annotation of a GenBank genome assembly. Lineage: Eukaryota; Metazoa; Arthropoda; Insecta; Lepidoptera; Pieridae.
AUGAAUUCCAUACUUCUUGUUAUAUUUAUAACCAUAACUUUUAUUUCCGCAUCUGAAUCGAGGUUCUCAAACGGGAGACGACACCGACGUGAUGUUGUAGGUGCCCUGGAUAUUGUUACAAACAAUGUCCAACCCAUUCAUGCUGACGUUAAAAAUGACCAGGCGCUUUCAGAAAAGCCUUGCUUAAAAUCGUUAAGAAAUAACAGGCCAGCUAGAAUAGAACCUGGCGUGGUUUUUAAGGUAACGCCUCCCAAAGACACAUUCUCACUGCGCAGGAAUUUCCCGCUAUCAAGCACAUUGGACUUAUUCCGAGCCAUCAGUAGAUUGAUCACUGUCACUGUGUUAGCUGUCAGUGCCGGCAUCGAAUUCUACCCAGUUCUACAAGGCUUCUACGAAACCAUACAUGAACUAAUUUAUUUUAAUAAAUAUUAA